Diaporthe citri is the source of this 960-nucleotide messenger RNA. RefSeq lists its product as uncharacterized. Bases 1 to 960 code for a protein of 319 amino acids. The record is from RefSeq and is a predicted model, not a curated record. Lineage: Eukaryota; Fungi; Ascomycota; Sordariomycetes; Diaporthales; Diaporthaceae. The transcript is spliced from 5 exons.
AUGCCGAAUUCGUUUCCUAUUGAGCGCCGGGACCAGAAGUCCAUCAUCGCCGUCGGUGUUAUGUUCAGCAUCCUCGCUGCUGUGGCUGUUGGGAUGCGGCUGGUGUCGAGGAGGAUUAUCUGCCGGGCGCUUGACUGGAGUGAUUAUCUGAUAAUAGCAGCAUGUAUAACGGUAAUAUCAUAUUGGGCCACGGCAUUGGCAGGGGGCCUCUACAAAGUGUCGAUACUUCUCUUCUAUAUCGAGGUCUUCCCGACCCUGAAGCGCUGGGGUCGGGUCAUCAUGGCCGUGAUCUUCUGCUACACGCUCAGCACGGCGUUGGCGGCGGUGCUGGUCUGCGAGGAUGUGGAUGAUAACUGGGACUACGAGAACCUUUACCAGGGGAAAUGCGGGGACCGGAUGCUCGUCUUCCGUGUAACCGGGGCCCUCAACAUCGUCUCGGAUGUCAUUGUGCUGCUGCUGCCUGUCCGAAAUGUUCUCAGGCUGCAGCUGCCACUAUAUCGCAGGCUAGUCCUUCUGGCCACUUUCGCCCUUGGUCUCUUCACCUGUGUAAUCAGUAUUAUCCGACUAGGAACGCUCUCCAGCCUCAGCUCCGGCGACUUUCGAGAUACGCCCUACGCAAUCAUGCAGACAGUCAUAUGGAGCGGACUGGAGCCAAGCGUCGCCGUUAUCCUGGCCUGCGUCCCGCUGAUGCGGCCUCUCGUCCUCCGCAUCCGCGGCGUGGUAGGCUCGUCCGAGGACCGAACCAAGUCUGUGUCGGGUAAUGGGCAGUCUCUCGGCAUGAGCACGGCUCCGCGGGCGCUGGCGUACAACCAGAUCCGCGACAGCAUUGCCAUACCAACCCCUACGGCCAAGGAACAAUUGUGCAUUCAGGACAUGGUAAAUAGUUGGAUCGGUGUGACGACUUCCAAUAUGAUAUUCACGAUGUACAUGGUUUGCAAGUCUACGCACAAUGUCACGUAA